Molecule: messenger RNA, 4843 nt
Organism: Porites evermanni
Lineage: Eukaryota; Metazoa; Cnidaria; Anthozoa; Scleractinia; Poritidae
Source: the annotation of a GenBank genome assembly
AUGGACAACAUCUUAAAUAUUCUACAGACCAUUCAUAUUGGUGAAGUCGUUGCAACUUUCCUUUUCAACACUGGACGUCUUAUAAAAGCAGUAUACAUCUUUAACGAAUGUUUGGCGCUCCUUAACAGCAAAUCCCUAGACACGAUCAAAGAACUUACCACACCACGAGUUAUCUACGUAUACCGUAAACUUCUUCAUGGCUAUACUCUUAUGUACGAUCACAACCGUGCGAUAGAAUGUGGUAAAAAACUUUACGUGACGCUACACAAUAGUGGCCACAAAGAACAAGAAGGGAUAAUAUUACUUGUGCUAGCGAGCAUCUACUGUAAAAGAAGCAAGUACGAGGAAGCAAAACAGUUUAUAGAGAAGGCACUCAGCAUCAUGAUUGAGACUGGGAACAAUCAGGGAGUUGGAAUAUGUUACGGAAAUCUAGGAACUGUUUUUCUAUCUGUUGAUCAAUAUACCAAGGCUGAAGAAUACCUUCAGAAAGCACUCGUGAUCAACAAAGAAAUCGGUGACAGAGAAGGAGAAGCAUCUGCUUACGGAAAGCUAGGAGCUAUGUUCAAAUGUGUUGGUCAGUAUACCAAGGCUGAAGAAUACCUUCAGAAAGCACUAGCGAUCAACAAAGAAAUCGGUGACAGAGAAGGAGAAGCAGCAGAUUACGGAAAUCUGGGAACUGUGUUCCAAUCUGUUGGUCAAUAUACUAAGGCUGAAGAAUACCUUCAAAAAGCACUAGUGAUCAACAAAGAAAUCGGUGACAAAGAAGGAGAAGCAGCAGAUUACGGACAUCUAGGAUCUAUGUUCCGAUCUGUUGGUCAAUAUACCAAGGCAGAAGAAUACCUUCAAAAAGCUCUAGUGAUCUGCAAAGAAAUCGGUGACAAAGCAGGAGAAGCAUCAAAUUACGGAAAUCUAGGAAAUGUGUUGCAAUCUGUUGGUCAAUAUACUAAGGCUGAAGAAUACCUUCAAAAAGCACUAGUGAUCAAGAGAGAAAUCGGUGACAAACAAGGAGAAGCAUCUGCUUACGGAUGUCUAGGAACUGUGUUUCAAUAUGUUGGUCAAUAUACCAAGGCUGAAAAAUACCUUCAAAAAGCUCUAGUGAUCAGGAAAGAAAUCGGUGACAAACAAGGAGAAGCAGCAGAUUACGGAAAUCUGGGAACUCUGUUCCAAUCUGUAGGUCAAUAUACCAAGGCAGAGGAAUACCUUCAAAAAGCGCUAGUGAUCAGGAAAGAAAUCGGUGACAAACACGGAGAGGCAUCAGAUUACGGAAAUCUAGGAACUGUGUUGCAAUCUGUUGCUCAAUAUACCAAGGCUCAAAAAUACGUUCAAAAAGCGCUAGUGAUCAGGAAAGAAAUCGGUGACAAAAAAGGAGAAGCAGCAGAUUACGGAAAUUUAGGAACUGUGGCUAAAUUUUUUUGUCAAUAUACAAAAGCUGAAGAAUACCUUCAGAAAGCACUCGUGAUCAGGAAAGAAAUCGGUGACAAACAAGGAGAAGCAGCAGAUUGCAGAAAUCUAGGAAAUGUGUUUCAAUCUGUUGGUCAAUAUACCAAGGCUGAAGAAUACCUUCAAAAAGCACUAGUGAUCAACAAAGAAAUCGGUGACAAACAAGGAGAAGCAUCUGCUUACGGAAAUUUGGGAAUUGUGUUUGAAUCUGUUGGUCAAUAUACCAAAGCUGAAGAAUUCCUUCAGAAAGCACUAGUGAUCAGGAAAGAAAUAGGCGACAAACACGGAGAGGCAUCAGAUUACGGAAAUCUAGGAACUGUGUUUAAAUCUGUUGGUCAAUAUACCAAAGCUGAAGAAUACCUCCAGAAAGCACUAGUGAUCAGGAAAGAAAUCGGUGACAAAGAAGGAGAAGCAUCAGCUUACGGAUUUCUGGGAACUGUCUUCCGAUCUGUUAGUCAAUUUGACAAGGCGAAAGAAUAUCUUCAUAAAGCACUAGUGAUCAGGAAAGAAAUCGAUGACAAAAAAGGAGCAGCAUCAGAUUACGAAAAUCUAGGAGUUGUGUUCCAAUCUGUUGGUCAAUAUACCAGGGCAGAGGAAUACCUUCAAAAAGCUCUAGUGAUCAGCAAAGAAAUCGGUGACAAAGAAGGAGAAGCAGCAGUUUACGGAAAUCUAGGAACUAUGUUCCAAUCUGUUGGUCAAUAUACCAAGGCUGAAGAAUACCUUCAAAAAGCACUGACGAUCUAUGAAGAAAUCGGAGACAAAGGUGGUGUUGGAGUUUCAUACUUAAAUCUGGGAAACCUUUGUCGAGAACUUCAGCUUUUUGCAAAGAGUCAAGAAUUUGCUAAUAAAGCACUUGAGAUAAGUUACGAAAUAGGAGACAUUGACUUGCAGUUUAACAGCCACCUCACCGUUGCCCUGAACGCAUUAGUGGCAGGAGGAAGCAUAAAUGAACUUGUGGUGCGAAAUCUCUAUGAAAGCAUUCAAAAGUGCGAAGAAAUGUUUGAUUUUUUCAGAGUGAAAGAUCAAUUCAAAAUUUCUUUUUUUAAUCAGCAUGUGUUCCCUUACCUUCUUCUUUGUAGGUUGUUGACUGCUAGAGGCAGUUAUUGUGAAGCUCUUUACGUUGCCGAGCUUGGACGGUCCAGAGCACUUGCAGACAUACUGUCAGAUAAGUACUCUGUGGAAAAAGAGCUAUCAGUGAACCCACAGUCAGGGGUUGGUGUUGAGAAUAUCAUGAGCAAAAAUUCCCUUAGUUCCUGUUUAUACUUAUCCUGUUUUUAUGAUGAUAUGCAUUUUUGGAUCCUUAAGCCAAACAAAACCAUAGUUUUCCGAGAAACGAAACUGAAAGAAAGUGCAGCUAAAGCAUUUGAAAGGCAAAGAUUUGGUGGCCCUCAGGAUUUACGUCAAGACCAAUGCGAAGAUCGAUCAUUGUUUUCUUCAUAUUCAAGCUCCUCGCCAUCAAGCAAACCAUCCCAGAAUGACAGCUUUGAAACAUUACGCCUCAUAGAAGAAGAGGAACACGAAAAGCACGACUCUGAGGCGCUUACCCUUGCUGAUUGCUACAACAUCAUCGUCGCUCCUGUGGCUGACUUACUACAAGAAUCAGAAAUCAUUAUCGUACCGGAUCCACUGUUGUACCCAAUUCCCUUUGUAGCUUUAAAGGAUGAUAAUGGACAAUAUUUAUCGGAUACUUUCAGGAUUCGUAUUGUACCGUCCUUGACGACUCUAAGGUUGAUUCAGCACAGUCCAUCAGACUACCAUAGUAAAACCGGUGCAAUAGUCAUAGGAGAGCCAGAGGUCAGUUAUGUACACUACCGGGGAAAACGUCUGAAAUUAUGUCCCUUGCCUGGGGCAAGAAUGGAAGCAGAGAUGAUUGGGCGACUGCUCGGCGUUGAGCCAUUAUUGGGAAAAGAUGCUACUAAGCAAGCAGUCUUGGAAAGAAUGCAUUCCGUAAGUCUCAUUCACUUUGCUGCUCAUGGUUAUGAGGAACGUGGAGAAAUUGCUCUUUCCCCUAUGAGCUCGUGCGGAACCCCGCACGAAGAGGACUAUUUACUGACGAUGGCUGAAAUUUCACAAGUUCAACUGACUGCCAAGCUGGUUGUCCUUAGUUGUUGUCAUAGUGCUCGUGGCCAAGUGAGAGCUGAGGGAGUCGUUGGAAUUGCUCGAGCAUUUCUAGCAUCGGGUGCACGCUCCGUGCUGGCAACACUGUGGGCUGUAGAGGACAAAGCUACCAUGCAGUUUAUGAAUCAUUUUUACGAGCACCUUGUUCGUGGUGAAAGUGCAAGUGAAUCUCUUCACCAGGCCAUGAAAUGGAUGAGAGAGAAUCGCUUCUCUGACGUUGAGCAGUGGGCGCCGUUUAUGCUGAUUGGAGAUGAUGUGACAUUCAAAGGUUCGUAAUUGACGACAUUUUUGGAUAUUGUUAAGUGUUAAGUAUUUUCAAUCAAAAGAUGUACAAUUUAUGUUUGUGACAACGCAUUCUGAUGCAAAAUUCUGUAACGGGAGACAUUGUUUUGUUAGUCCCAUUAUCUGCAGUGUUAUUCUUCUCUUUACAGAGAAGAGAGGAGAACGAAUCUCCAAUUCAUUUUAUUUUGUGAGUUUGUGCUGAAUAUUUCGUAAAGCAUGCCCUGAAUUCUCCAUGAAAAAAACUAACUGAUUGAAGAAAUAAAAAUGUAGAGAACGUUGGCUGAGAUUCCAAAGAACACAUGAUAGCAAUUUACAUCACUAAGAAGAAACGUUAGAGUAAAAAUACUUUUCUUGAGGUGAUUAUUUGAUAAAGAAAAACAUUGCAUUCACUUUAAAUUAGAUUCAUCCGCGGGGACCCAGAUCAAGCAAGCUCAGAGCGACGUGAUAAUUACCUGCGAACUCAGUAGAAUGUAGAGGCAGAAUGGAAGAUCUGUGAGCAGUUAUUCUGGCCCAAGCAGUUCCAGAAGCAUUUGAUUUCGCAGCCUUUCUUCUCUAGCAAAUGUGCAAAGAGCAACUCCCUUCUGUUCGCUUUCUCUUAUACCGACCAUUUUGUCAAUAGCCCUGAGAUCUCAGCGUUAGCUUGAGAUCUUUACGCCAGAGCUGAAUGUUGUAGCGGUAGCUAUAGCAAUGGACUAUUAGCGAUAGCCAGCGAUAGCGACUGUUAUUGUUUAGCGAUACCCCUAACUUUUUGGUGGUAGCCCCGAGAUUUUGAUUAGCGAUAACAAUUCAUGAAUUUGACGCACGUUUCUCGAUAGUCCAGUGAGAUAUUAGCGAUAGCAGUUCGAUAUUUUAGCGUGAACAAUUAAAAUUUGCCUAUUAUUAUAUGUCAUUCGAUUACACGAUUUACACGAAAGCGACCCUGCAUGAUUGCGUUUUCCUUUUCCUUUUUUUUGCAGGUGUUUUUGGUAAGAUCAGUCUGAAAGAUGGCGAAGGUGCUGACUGA